Messenger RNA from Adineta steineri, 1226 nucleotides. Lineage: Eukaryota; Metazoa; Rotifera; Eurotatoria; Adinetida; Adinetidae. The record is from the annotation of a GenBank genome assembly.
AUGAGUACUUAGUUGAGUUUGGCAUAUUCAAACAUAAAAACUUGUUUUGUAAGAUGACAUUUGUAUUAUAAGAAGAAAGCUUUACACAAACAGCUACAUUAAAUCUAUCAAAUAACAGAAUAUUGUGAAUAGGAUCAGAUUAAUUUCCUUGAAUACAGACUUCUUUCAAUCGAUCACCAAUCUUAUGUAAAUAAUGUACAAAUUGGCAUGAAUUUCUGCUCGUGACCGUGAAAUGAAAAAAAUUUUGCUUUUUAUUACAACAUGUCCCAUCACUCAAUGUUCCUAUAAUAAGAAAAUGCUGCAAAUAUUUAAAUAUAAUGUAUCAUAGAUAAAAAAUAUAAACAUAUUCUUAUUUUGUAUGAAUCUAAACAAUAUCUUUACGUACUUUAGUUUUUGAAUAAAUUACGAUAGUAGGAGAAUUAGACUAUAAAUAAACCAUUUUUAUUAUCUAAAAUGUUGGGGCAUCAUUUAUUUUCGAAAAAAAGAAAAUAUUCCAAGCUCAUUCAUGACAUAUUUUCGAGGAUUCGAGUACAGAAAAAUGUUUAUAGAUUCUAUUCGCACUCUCUAUUUAAGACUUAACUAUUUCAUUGAGAGUGAUAGUACAGAGAGUCGUCUCUUCAGAAAGCUAGGCUCAGCUUUGACAUACCUUUCAAUAGUCAGAGUAUAUAAUAGAUGACUUAUGAUGCUCAAUUUUCUUUUUUACAUCCAGACCAUCAAAAUCUAUCACAAAUCUCGAUCGUUAUUUUUAUUUUCAUUACAUAGGUUCUCCAUCAGUCAUCGAAAUACCAUAUCCAGAUGCUGUAAAAUCAAAAUAUUCAUUACAGCUGACAACAAAUAGUCAAACAUAUUCUCGAGAUUGUCGAAAAUCAAAUUAUUACUAUGAAACUAUACGAAUGAAUGUAGUGGAAACUGGAUACUAUGCUUUAAGUAGUGAUAGCAGUAUGGAUAUUUUUGAUGAUAGCAGUAUAGAUAUUUUUGAUGAUAGCAGUAUAGAUACAUUUGGUGAUAUUUACAAAGAUGAUUUUAAUCCAAUGAAUCCUUUCGAGAAUCUACUCUCACAGGAUUAUCGAGCAUGUAGUUCUCCAGACUUCAAAUUCAUCGUUUAUCUUCACACUGACACUAAAUACAUAUUAGUGGUAACAACAUCUUCUCCAAAUAUGACAGGAAACUUUUCCAUUCUGACAACUGGUAUAAAUACUAUCAUUCUUAAUCGUUACGGUAAGUAA